Molecule: messenger RNA, 873 nt
Organism: Manduca sexta (tobacco hornworm)
Lineage: Eukaryota; Metazoa; Arthropoda; Insecta; Lepidoptera; Sphingidae
Product: golgin-45-like
Biological process (GO): Golgi to plasma membrane protein transport; Golgi organization
Cellular component (GO): Golgi membrane
Source: RefSeq, a predicted model, not a curated record
UUAUUGGAUGAAAAAUGUAGAGUGAGAGACAUGCAACUCUGUACUUACAAAAACUUGUACAGUCUUCAUGAGAAAUGGUUGGAAAAUAUAGCAAUAUCUGAAUACUCUGGUAGUAGUAUGUACAACCGUCCUAUUGGAAAUCUCAAUUUUAAUGCAACAAUGCCGCAUUCCACAAACAUUAUAGAUUUGGCAUCUGUUAAUUUGAAAUUAUCGGAAAAUAUUAGCAGUUCGGUUGAGAAACAAGAUGUCAGCCAUUUGAACAAUCUUCCAACUAUGACAGAUGGAGAGAUGAAUGCAGAAAAUGUAAUGGCAAUGCCUUUAGAAGUUCGGAAGGGCAAUGAGGUGUCCGUAAAUGCGUUGGUUCAUCACGCCUACACCAACACUGGGAACACAGUGCGUCCAGUAGCAUCCUGUAUGCACUGCAACGGCCGCGUACAGUUAUUAUAACAGUCGACAGUACAUACUAUAACAUAUUGGUUGUGUAUUUCCAAAAUAUCUCGGUUGUAUCAAUAUUUGUAUUAUAUAGAAUUGUAUUGUUACUUAUUAUUAUAAAUUUUUCUUAUGAUUAGAAUAUAAUAUUGCAAUAACUAUUUAUAUUGUCCAUAUACCAUUCCAGUUUGUCUACUAAACCUAGUUCCAGAUUGUUCAAUAGUAAUAAAUUAAGAUUUUUUUCUCCAGACUUAUCUAGUGAAAUAUAAAUGUGUGAUGGUGUGAUAUGGAGAAUUAUGAAACUAUUAUACUAAAAAAAUAUUUUAAAAACCAUGUAAAUUAAAAUAAAAUCAAUUUGAAAUUCAUCACAUAAUUUCUAUGUAACUAUACACUAUGAAGUAUAAAAUAAUAAACCACAAAAUAUUUGAGAUUACUUCAAGGAAA